UUAUUGUUUAUGGCUCAUGGAUUGUUUACAAUAAUUCGCGAUUAACGAGAAUGUCCAUACUUAUAUAUCUCGUAUUAAUAUUUUACACUUACGAGUAUGAUUGAAAUUGCAUUGUAGGAGUGGUUUUGCUCCAUAAAACUUUAUUUGAAACAUGUUAAAUAUUGUUUAUAUGUCUACACAAAGUUUACUUUGUGAAAUAGUUUAACUAUGACAAUAAGUACAUAAUACAAAAAUGCCUCAAGAUCACAAUAGCAAGCCAUCAAAAGGCUCCACUUCCAAAAAGAGUCUGAAUUCUCCUUUUUCACCAUUGGCCGACGAUGUAUUUGCCGGCGAUGCAGACAAUCCGAAAGCUAGGUUGCAAUAUUUAUUUUCACAGAUUGAAAAGGAGUUUGAAAGAUUACAUGCUGAAAAUAUUUCAUUACAUGAGAAAGUUGAAACAUUAACGGAAAGACUCGAAAAGGAAAAACCAGGGAUAUCACAAAGUGAUAGUGUGGAUCAUGAAGGCAGUGGAAAAACUCUAGUCAAAAAAUUAUCAAGCUCCCAGAAAGUUAAAACAACACAGCGCUUGAGAGCGCAAACUAGUCGUAUAGUAUCAAGUUUCAAAACGCAAUCAGUUAGUAGUAGGUUAGUUCGAGAAUAUGUUGGACACAAGGAUGGAAUUUGGGAAAUAACACCAGGUCGGCCGGGUCAACCUAUUAUUGUAUCAGCUUCUGCAGAUCGAAGCGCUUGUAUAUGGGGUGUUGCUACUGGUAAAUGUCUGUUGCGUUACUCAGGACAUGGAGGCAGUGUAAAUUCUGCUAGAUUCCAUCCAUCGAGAGAUGUUAUUUUAUCAGCAAGUGGUGAUUGUACUGCUCAUGUUUGGCAAGCAGCUGUUGAUUGGGAAGUUCCGAAAGGGCAAUCAUCUGAAGAGGAACUAGAAGAAGGUGCUUGGGGUGAGAAUGAGACUGAAAUAGAUCGAGUCGAUACUCUAAGAACACCCUUAGCUGAGUUGGUGGGACAUACAGGUGUUGUUGUUGCUGCUGAUUGGCUUCCUGGUGGUGAACAGGUAAUAACCGCUUCCUGGGAUAGAACUGCCGCGCUCUGGGAUGUUGAAACUAAAGAAUUAUUGCAACAAUUAACCGGACAUGAUCAUGAACUGACACAUACUUCUGCACAUCCUAUGCAAAGACUUGUUGUAACAUGUUCUAAAGACACUACUUUUCGGCUGUGGGAUUUCAGAGAAACUAUACAUGCUGUUAGUGUAUUUCAGGGACAUUCAGAGACUGUGACUUCAGCAAUUUUUUCACCUGAUGACAAAGUUAUUUCUGGCUCUGAUGAUAGGACUGCCAAGGUUUGGGAUCUUAGAAACAUGAGGUCACCCCUUGCAACAAUAAGAUGUGAUUCUGCAAUAAAUCGUUUAGCUGUUUCUUGUACUAGUGUUCUUGCUGUACCUCAUGAUAAUCGACGUAUCAGACUUUUUGAUUUAACUGGUCAACGUUUAGCAAGGCUACCCAGAACUAAUAGACAAGGGCAUAGACGUAUGGUAUCUUCUGUAUGUUGGUCUGAUGAUAUGUCAAACCCCUGCAACUUUUUUUCAUGUGGAUUUGACCGCAGAAUACUUGGUUGGGCCAUUCACUCUGCAAAGGACUGA
Messenger RNA from Ctenocephalides felis (cat flea), 1630 nucleotides. It is a transcript of the gene Wdr37, whose product is annotated as WD repeat-containing protein 37. The record is from RefSeq and is a predicted model, not a curated record. Gene Ontology annotation, cellular component: preribosome, large subunit precursor. Bases 233 to 1630 code for a protein of 465 amino acids. The transcript has 9 exons. Gene Ontology annotation, molecular function: protein binding. Lineage: Eukaryota; Metazoa; Arthropoda; Insecta; Siphonaptera; Pulicidae.